This is a messenger RNA of Lachancea nothofagi CBS 11611, 339 nucleotides long. NCBI's taxonomy places the organism in Eukaryota, Fungi, Ascomycota, Saccharomycetes, Saccharomycetales, Saccharomycetaceae. The record is from the annotation of a GenBank genome assembly.
AUGUUUUUGCAAGCUUUGAAAGUAGCCGUCCCAAGAUCUGCUCGCACUUUUGCGUCUACUCGUGUCACAGCCAAUGCUAUUCAAGACCUGUACCUAAGAGAGAUUAAGAACGUCAAAUUGCAACCCAUAAGUGCAAAAGACGCCGAAGCAAGUGUCAAGCCAUGGAACGCUCCAAAGGCACCUCAAACUCCAGAAUUGGAGGGUCAAGGCCCUGAGGCUUUGAAGGCUUACGCUCAAGAGGACGUACAAGUUUCUAAGACUGAAGCCGAAUCCGCUGCUGAAACCGAAGAACAAGAUUGGUUGGUUUUGGAAGAAAUCGAAGAAGAGACUCACCAUUAA